Odocoileus virginianus texanus is the source of this 4577-nucleotide messenger RNA. The record is from RefSeq and is a predicted model, not a curated record. Lineage: Eukaryota; Metazoa; Chordata; Mammalia; Artiodactyla; Cervidae.
GCGAAGCCGAGGUCCCCGAGACUCCAGUCUUCCCGCCCGGAGCCCCGCGGAGCAGAGAUCCUGGAGCCACGUCCGCGCCCCGGGAGAAGCCGACCCUGCUUCUCUCCGCCUCGGCCUCUUUGGCUGUAGCCGCACCUCGGCUCCGGAGCACAGGGCUUCGUGUGCUUCGUAGUGACAGGUGGAAAUGAAGGGCAGUGUGAAGCCAGUGAAGAAAACCAAAGCGGAAGAACCUGAAUUGGAGCCCCUGUGCUGCUGCGAGUACAUAGAUCGAAAUGGGGAAAAGAACCACGUGGCUGCUUGCUUGUGUGAUUGCCAAGAUCUGGACGAAGGGUGUGAUAGAUGGAUCACGUGUAAGUCCGUGCAGCCUGAGACCUGUGAAAAGAUCAUGGACACAAUCUCAGACCGCCUCCGGAUUCCUUGGCUUAGGGGAGCCAAGAAAGUUAACAUUAGCAUCCUUCCCCCACUGUUCCUGCUGCCUGUCUUCCUCCGUGUGGCUUCCUGGCAUUUCUUGCUGGGGGUGGUGGUUUUGACCUCCCUCCCCAUGCUGGCUCUGUGGUACUACUACCUCACUCACAGAAGGAAAGAACAGACUCUGUUUUUCCUGAGCCUCGGACUGUUCUCCCUGGGCUACAUGUACUACGUGUUCCUGCAGGAAGUGGUCCCCAAGGGGCGUGUGGGGCCCACUCGGCUGGCUCUUCUUACCUUCGGGUUAUUGCUCAUCCUCUUUGCCUUGUACAGAGCCAAGAAGAAUCCAGGCUACCUCAGAAACCCAGCACACAACAACAGGGCUCUAAGUGACAGCCAGGUCGAAUGCCUGAACAGAAAAGGGCCUGAGAAGACCAAGGGGUUCCCCAGUGCAGAUCUGUUGGGCAGUCUCAACAACCGCGCUCCCAAGGAUGAGACUAAGGACUCCCCGAGGACAUCGGCCGGAAGCCCGGCCAAAGGGAGGGAGGACUGGUGCACCAAGUGCCAGUUGGUGCGGCCAGCCCGGGCGUGGCACUGCCGGAUCUGCGGCAUCUGUGUGAGGAGGAUGGAUCAUCACUGUGUCUGGAUAAAUAGCUGUGUCGGAGAAUCAAACCAUCAAGCAUUUAUACUUGCCCUUUUGGUCUUCCUGCUCACCUCGGUGUAUGGGAUAACGCUGACCUUGGACACCAUCUGUACAGACAGAAGUGUCUUCACAGCUCUCUUCUAUUGCCCUGGAGUAUAUUCAGAUUACAGCUCGGCUCUGUGCUUCACCUGCGUGUGGUACUCUGUGAUCAUCACGGGGAGCAUGGCCUAUAUCUUCCUGAUCCAGCUGAUAAACAUCAGCUACAACGUGACCGAGAGGGAGGUGCAGCAGGCCCUGCGACAGAAGACGGGGCGCCGGAUGCUCUGCGGGCUCAUUGUGGACACAGGUGCUUGCACACUUGUGACAAUGACUGGACAAGAACAGACACUCCUAUGGGAAACAGUUCACUCUUCCUGGCUGGGUAGGGUGGCUGGUUAUACCAAGGGCUUGACGUUUUUGUUCACCCCCCCAGGCUCCUCUGUCCAUUGGAUUCUCCUGGCAAGAAUACUGGAGUGGGAUGCCAUUUCUUCCACCAGGGGAUAUCCCCGACCCAAGGCUCACACCUGUGUCUCUUACAUCUCCUGCAUUGGCAAGCAGAUUUUUUACUACUGGUGCCACCUGGGAAGCCCCCAGCUGAAGAUAAAGAUGAAGAUGGUCUUUACUCAAAAGACCAGACUCAUUUGGGAGAAUGAAGAAUGAUCACCAUCUUUAUAACACACACCCACAAUAGGGUUACCUGGAUGGGCAAUUCACUGUUUCCCUCACUCAGAUAAGGACUUUUUUUUUGCAUAUUAUUCUGGCUGAUUGGAAUUAAGGUGCUUGUUUGAAGUUGAGAACUUCAUGAUUGGCAGUUUACAGAAGAAAGCACAAACCUUGGCAAAGCUCAGUGGUUUUGUGGAGGUAAAAGCCUAUUGAAGUAUUUGCACCAAAAGGAGCAACAGCCAAGGGACUAUCUGUGAGCAGUUUCUGUAGACUCUGGGACGUUCUUUAGCUGUACUCCUGGACUUUCAAGCCUUUUUACCAUCUGGAACCAUAUGAGGGAUUUUGUUCUUUUAAAGGACAAGGCCUGGAGAAGGAAAUGGCACCCCACUCCAGUAGUCUUGCCUGGGAAAUCCCAUGGACAGGGGCCUGGCGGGCUGUGGUCCGUGGGGUCGCAAAGGGUCAGACACGACUGAGGGAGGAGCAGGCGCUUGCCCCGGCGCUUUUGAUGGCAGAGCCAGGACUGUGGCUGAGGACUGCCAGCUCCCAGGCCUCUCUCACCAGAUAGGAGCAUGGAAAACUAGAAUCUAAAAUAGCCUGAGGGCUUUCCUGGCAGCUCAGUGGUAAAGAGUCGCCCCCCUGUCAAAGCAGGGGACUCGAGUUCCACCCCGGGUCUGGGAAGACCCCAGAUGGCAGACCAGCUGAGUCCAUGCAUCACAGCCUCUGGGUCGGUGCUCUGGAGCGUGGGAGCUACAGUACUGAGGUCUGUGGGCGCCAGAGCCCGUGCUCUGCAACAAGAGGAGCCACCGCAGUGAGAAGCCUACACCCCCCCUCCCCACACACACACUGGAGAGCAGCCUCUGCUUGCCGCAGCUAGAGAAGAGCCCACACAGCAUGAAGACCCUGCACAACCACAAAUAAAUAAACUCAUUGAAAAAAACGCAAAAAAAAAAAAAAGGACAAGGCCUCUGUGAAUGAAUGAGCCCCAGAGAAAGGUGGUGGUGACUGUGGGGAAUUGCCCAGCAAACCUGAAGCCCACAGUUUCUUGGCUAUAGGAGCAGGCUUGCCCCAAUAUAGUGCAGACAAGUGGGUCUCCCCCUUUCACCCCAUGUCCUCAGCCUCUGUUAAACAUACUGGAUGUGGAGUUUACUAAAUGAUCUACUGUGAUCUGACCACUUACAUUAUGGUCAUGCCACUGUGUCCUCUUCCUGGGGAAGAGAAAGGGGUCCACUUGGAAGAUCAGAGGGAGAAACCAUUAAGGAUCAGGACUGCAUAAAGGGAGAAAAUCCUUCAAUACUUAAAAACGUUUCUUAUGGUACCCAAAGAGUACUUUGUGGUUAUUGCUGGUCACACCUGAAGCAAGCUGACCAUCUGUUGACAAUGCCUUUUUGGUAGGUUUCUCUGAUGCUGCUGAAGUCAAGCCUUAAGUGUGUUUUGGGGAUGCUGGGUUGCUCUUCUCAUGUCAGCCACCGGUGUGUGUGUGUUUAGGAUCCUAUAAAUCUUUGCUUUCCAAGUAGUGGUGGUUUCCUUUGGUGAAUGAAGUACUGGUCUUCCACUGUACCAUCUGCCUAGCAGAAAGACUGCUACAGACUUUCUCUUAUGCAGUAGUCCUUGGUAUUUGUAAAAUUUUUAGCAAGAAAAAAUUUUCUAUACUAGAGUCUUCCACUGCCAGAAGACACAAUGCUGUUAAGUUUCUCUGUAAGAGUGACCUUCUGCUUAAUAGACUGCCUUUGGGUAGGAUGUUAGCUUUUUUAUUAUUAAAUUCAACUUAUAUAAGCAAAAAUAUGACAUCUUGAAGCACAGUUUUAACCAGGAUGUUUAAAAAUUAAUUUUUGUGAGGUUUAAGGUCUCUUUAAAUUAGGUAAGUAGGUUUAUAUGACAACUUCAUUUUAGCCAUAUUUUGGUAUCCUGUAUUUUAAAAAGCAUUUCCUCAAAUAAGAAAUGGAUAAUGGAGACUUUUGCUUGAGGCACCUGUUUGGAAAAUGGUUUUCUCAUUAGAAGCUGGAAAAGUGUGCCAUUUUGUAUUAAACAUUACAAAGGUGAUGCAGGCUGUGAAUGAGAACUAAGCUUCACUUAAUGCUGAAGAAAAUUCAGUAUGUUCUUCUGGAUGUUUGUUGUGACUAAUACAAACUUUUUGCAAAAUCAGCAAAAUCCUGUUUCUAAUGGAUAGUUAUUCCCACUUCAGUUGGCACAAAGCUUUUCACUGUAGUAUCAGCAGCAGGUCAAAAACUGGUUGAACAGAGACCUUUAGGGGUUGUGACUAUUUCCAUCAGGCCUGUGACUUGUCACUACUCUAACCUUCCUGAUGGCAUCUUUUACUUAUAGAAAAAUCAUACUUCUGAGAGCAAAGCUUUAAAACCACAGCUAGUCUAUUCUAGUUAUGGAUGCAACUAAAAUCCGCUGUUUCUUCAGAUGGUGCCACUGACAAGAUGCUGUGUUAUAGAACUCACAAACUCAUCCUGUUGUGAUCCUAUGGUCUGCGUGAUUUUGACGGUUUGAGUUGUUAGGGCUUCUGAGACUUUUCAUAUGAUUACAUUUCUGGGUCUGAUGUUAGACUAGAGGAAGCCCAGGAAAAUUUAUUUAAUAUUAAAUUUCAUAUUUAAUGUAACUAACUCAGCAACGUUAGAGGGGAUUUCUGAAGCCAACUCUGGAGGCUGUGGGCUAAACGUUUUGCACUGUUUUUAUACUUGUAUUCAUAUCCUCUUACCACCUCAGACUCAGACACAAGGCCUUUUAAGUGGAGAUUUAAAAAAUGACUGCCAUUCAUGUAAAAUAAUGUACUGUGACCAAGUUGUUUAAAGGGAAAAUAAAGUGCUUUCUUUAAGGAAAA